CGCAUUUAAUUAAGUUCACCACUACUUUAAGUGGUUCAGACAGCCAAGAGUACUAUGUUAGUGACGCGUACGCUUAUAUUUAGCGCAACUACUAACAAGUAACAACAAUAAACGUUUUGAGUUUUGACGCGCGGCCGGCUCCUCGUGCCUUUCGGUCCUUCACAUUUUGCACCUAACCACCGUUCCAAAAACAUCGACUUUGAUGAGCGAGUGGCGGGACUGCAUCCGGGGCGUGAUCUCAUUUUUAUAUUAUAUAUAUAUAUCAAAUUGAAAGGAUAAAAAAAAAGUGGGCUUCUCAUUCUUUCAUUUUAUUUAAGAAUCGGAAGGAGGAAGAGGAACAGGGGAUUUCGAUUCGGGUCAAGAAAUGGCUUGUGGAGAAGCUGAGUUGGGUUGUUUAACGCCGGAGCCGGCAAUGGGAGUCGUGAAGUAUGGACAGAAGGGGAAUUGUGUCGGGAAUGUGUUUGAUUGCAAUUUGCUGUACUCGAGAGAGCGGAAAGUGGUUUGUGUCACCAGCGGCAAUUCUUGCUUUGGUGCUCACUUGGCUAAGAAGCUCUUGACCCGGGGUUAUCUUGUCAGAGUCACUGUUCAGAAUUCAGCAAAUUUUGAAGAUCUGAAGGAGUAUCUGAGAGAAGAAGAGAUGGCCCAACUGGAGAGUGUGGUGGUAGCAGAAAUGGGAGAUGUGGAAAGUUUGUGCAAGGCUUUCAGAGGCUGCCAUGCUAUAUUCCACACCUCCACUUUCAUUGAUCCCCGGGGAAUUUCUGGAUAUACCGAGCGAAUGGCAUUUCUGGAGACUGAAGGAGCAAGAAAUGUAGUUGAAGCUUGUGGCAGAGCAGCAUAUGUGAAGAGAUGCAUUUUCACUUCUUCUCUGCUCGCAACUCUCUGGGCCGGCAACGGAAUCACAGAGCAAGUCAUCAUAGACGAGAGCUGUUGGAGUAGUGAAGAAUUUUGCAGAGAAAACAAGCUUUGGCUUGCAUUGGGUAAAACCAGAGCAGAAAAGGUUGCUUGGAUGAAGUCAAGAGAGUUGAGGGUUAAUCUUGUAACUCUCUGCCCUGGCCUUUCAAUGGCCCCAUCCUUUCCAGAUGCCCACGUGGAGACUGCUAUUCCCUAUCUUAAAGGUGGGCAAAUUAUGUUGCAAAGAGGGGUUUUAGCAACUGAAGAUGUGAAAAGAGUGGCAGAAGCCCAUGUAGCUGUUUACGAAGAUAUGGACUAUGGAGCCUGUGGACGAUACAUUUGUUACGAGAAAGUGAUUACAAGAGUUGAAGAUGCAGUUCAACUUGAGAGUCGGUUGAAGAUGCACGGAUUCUUCACCUGGCCGCAAACGGAAGAGAUUCCGGUUAACGUUAGUAAUGGAAAGAUCACCAAAUUGUUAUGUCGUGCUUCCCCUCGAAAUUCUUGCAAAGAAUUCUGCAAGAGUAGUAAGUAG
Molecule: messenger RNA, 1423 nt
Organism: Oldenlandia corymbosa var. corymbosa
Lineage: Eukaryota; Viridiplantae; Streptophyta; Magnoliopsida; Gentianales; Rubiaceae
Source: the annotation of a GenBank genome assembly